Pecten maximus is the source of this 1326-nucleotide messenger RNA. RefSeq lists its product as uncharacterized. The record is from RefSeq and is a predicted model, not a curated record. Lineage: Eukaryota; Metazoa; Mollusca; Bivalvia; Pectinida; Pectinidae. The transcript has 8 exons. Bases 1 to 1326 code for a protein of 441 amino acids.
AUGCGGAUUGUAAAGCCUGGUCAGUUUGGAGAAGAACACUGGCAUUUACACUCCAAACCACCAGGAUGCACUCUUGUUGUUCUGGGUAAAAGUGAAGACGGGCAUAGCCAGAAACAGUGUUCAACUCUUAUGAACAGCACCAGUAGCGAGGAUACGGGUAUUGAUGUCAAUGAUCAGAGUUGGAAGGAGGGGCGCCGAAUAGUUGAAUUCGGAAUCCUACUUUCACAUGUACAGUAUUGUAAGUUUUGCCGCCUUGGUCCUGUGCCUUUGACAUAUCGCACCGUGGUUGGAGAACUUCAGAAAGGACUGGGAGGAUAUUUGUAUGCGAGAUGUGAGAACCCCGACUGUGAACAGAUCAAUCGAGUGCCAUACGGGAGCAUGCACAGAGUGAGUGAGAGCAGGAAAGGCAUGCCUUGUUUCACGGCCAAAACCAAGCUUGGUACAGCAAUGAUUGACAGCUUAGGUGGUGCAGACAGGGUUAACAACUUUUUGUCAGUGUUGAACUUAAAGCCAAUUAGCCAAAAGAAUUUAAAGGUGAUGGAAAAGAGAGCAGGAGACUUUGUAGAGUCAGUUGCCAAGUCUUCAACAGAAAUUGCUGCGAAAAAUUCUUUCCAACUAGAAAUGGAAGAUAUAGGUUAUGAAGAAUCAGCUGAAGCCCAGAAGGCAAUGGGAGAGGAAAUUGAUGAUUUGGGCAUCAGUCUUCUUGAUGAUGCAUCACCAAGUAUACAAAAACUUCUACAUCAACGGACAGUUAUGACACCAGAAUCAGAACGCAGUGAACUCGGCCAGUUUAAAGAUAGUGCAUCCAUUCUCUCAAGCAUAUUGAAAGACAAACCACAUGAUAGGAAGAAGAAAAGAAAAGCUCCUCAUUAUAACCUGAAAUGUAAGAAGAGGCUAAUGUCAGAAUUUCCAACAAAAACAAGGCAAGGAAUGUCAUGUGCAGUAGACACUGCAUGGCACAAACGUGGUUUUGACAGUCUUACUUCUCACACAUUCUUUAUGAGCAAAGCAAAAUAUGGAAAAAAGGUCGUCAAAACUGUUGUUGGCCACAGGACUUGUGGAACAUGUAAAUGGUGGCAGCGGAAUCGGCCAGGCCAAAAGAUAAGGAAGCAUAGGUAUGUCCAUAACCAUACAGGCAGUGCUCGGCUUAUGGAAAGUGUCAGCGGUGUUCAAGGCAUUAAGGACUUGAAAGAUAGUGGAACACCAGUUGAAAUUCUCGAGGGGGACGGAGAUAACACCAUGAUUUCAAGAAUUAAACACGAUCUUGGAAUAACCAUGAAGAAGCGUUUAGAUAGGAAUCAUGUGGUCAAAAAUGUCGGUAAAUAG